Dendrobium catenatum is the source of this 946-nucleotide messenger RNA. RefSeq lists its product as uncharacterized. Gene Ontology annotation, molecular function: protein binding. Bases 179 to 823 code for a protein of 214 amino acids. The record is from RefSeq and is a predicted model, not a curated record. The transcript has 2 exons. NCBI's taxonomy places the organism in Eukaryota, Viridiplantae, Streptophyta, Magnoliopsida, Asparagales, Orchidaceae.
GCCUCCUCAUGCAUGGCUUUACCGUCCGUGGAGGUUGAGUUAGUUCUCUGGUCCUUUAAUCAUCUCUUCCUUCCUAUAACUCAUUUCCCUAAAUUCCCUUCGUCUUCCAUCAUCCAUCUUCCUCUCUUACUCAUUCUUUCUCUAUAUAUAGUUUAGAAAACUAAAAAAUUAUUGUAGAAUGGUUGAGGAGCUUCUUCUACGAGCUAAGAGAGAGUUACCUUUCCUGAAAGAAAAGAAAAUCAUAAGUACUGGUACUACUCAAAAGCGACUGCUUCCUCCAAAAAUCAUGGAUCACCCCGAACUCUCUUUAGGUCCCUCCAUGUCUUCCUUCGCUGAUAGCUCCUCUUCUGAAUCUGAAGCAAACAAUGGUAAGAAAAGGAAGCUUUCUAGCUGGGAGCUGACGGCCAGUACUCAAACAAACAUAGAUCUUCAGCUCAAUAAUACUCUCCCCUUGGAUUGGGAGCAAUGCCUUGACCUUCAAUCUGGUAAGAUGUACUGCAUAAAUAGAAAAACGCUGAAGAAAAGCUGGUUGAAGCCAAAGGAGCAGAAGCUUGACUUAGAUCUUAACAUAUCAAAUCUUCCGGACUCAGAAGACAAGAGGCCUAGCCCUUUUACCUUAGAUGAGACAAUAGAGCUGAGUGGAUCUGACACUGGAGGCGGCAUGGUUGCCAUCGUUUGCCUCAACUGCUACCUGCUUGUCAUGCUCUACCGUUCAUCACCCGCAUGUCCAAACUGCAAGUUCAUGCACUCACUUCUUCCAUCACCUGCGCCACAGAAGAUAAAGGCUGUGAAGUCGCUUGAAACGCUAAGUCUUCUCCAUUAGCUCACUAAUUAAUUAGAUACUAAAUAUCAAUCAAUAGCUAGGAAUCAUUAUAGAGAGUGGCUAUUAAUACUAUGUAAUCAAAUCGCUAAGAUGUAUCAUCCAUGAAUGCUCAAUGCACUUCUU